Molecule: messenger RNA, 1428 nt
Organism: Meriones unguiculatus (Mongolian gerbil)
Lineage: Eukaryota; Metazoa; Chordata; Mammalia; Rodentia; Muridae
Gene: Pnp
Product: purine nucleoside phosphorylase
Exons: 6
Coding region: 148-1017 (289 amino acids)
Biological process (GO): nucleoside metabolic process
Cellular component (GO): cytoplasm
Molecular function (GO): purine-nucleoside phosphorylase activity
Source: RefSeq, a predicted model, not a curated record
AGACGAGGCGGCUGCUAUUGGCUGGCGCCUCCGGCUGGGGCUAUAAAGCCGGGCUAGAGAACAGUGCACUUAACAGUGUUGACCAGACUCAGGCGGUGUCGCCCGCGAAGCGGAAAGGGCAGGAUCUCGGCGGCGGCGAGUGACACCAUGGAGAACGAGUUCACGUAUGAAGAUUACCAGAGCACCGCUGAGUGGCUUCUGUCUCACACUGUGCACCGACCUCAAGUGGCAGUGAUCUGUGGUUCUGGGUUAGGAGGUCUCACUAAUAAGUUGUCUCAGCCUCAGAUCUUUGACUACAGUGAGAUACCCAACUUUCCCCGAAGUACAGUGCAAGGUCAUGCUGGUCGGCUGGUGUUUGGAUUCCUGAACGGCAGAUCCUGUGUGAUGAUGCAGGGCAGGUUCCACAUGUAUGAAGGGUACCCACUGUCAAAGGUAACAUUCCCAGUGAGGGUUUUCCAUCUUCUGGGUGUGAAGACUUUGGUGGUCACCAAUGCAGCUGGAGGGCUCAACCCCAAAUUUGAAGUUGGAGAUAUCAUGCUGAUCCGUGAUCACAUUAACCUACCUGGUUUCUGUGGUCAAAACCCUCUCCGAGGCCCCAAUGAUGAAAGGUUUGGAGUUCGUUUCCCUGCCAUGUCCGAUGCUUAUGACCGCAAUAUGAGGCAGAAGGCUUUCACUGCCUGGAAACAAAUGGGGGAGCAACGAGAACUACAAGAAGGCACCUAUGUGAUGUUGGGAGGUCCCAACUUUGAGACUGUGGCAGAGAGUCGUCUACUGAGGAUGCUGGGAGCAGAUGCUGUUGGCAUGAGCACAGUUCCUGAAGUCAUCGUUGCACGGCACUGUGGGCUUCGUGUCUUUGGUUUCUCGCUCAUUACUAACAAGGUUGUCAUGGAUUAUGAGAACCUGGAGAAGGCCAAUCACAAGGAAGUCCUAGAAGCCGGGAAAGCAGCCGCGCAGAAACUGGAAACCUUUGUCUCCAUUCUCAUGGAGAGCAUCUCACUCCCUGAGCAUGCCAGCUGACCGACCUUGGCGAGCUCUGCUGCUUCCCUGCUGGGAUCCAAGUGGUUUUGGACCCUUGCUGGGGUCACUAGUCUCUGCUCUUAGGUUGCAGCAGAAUGGAAAGAGAAGGAUUCCUACCUUUCACCGUCCCUAUGUUCUUCCACCGUUCUGAUGCCUGGCUCUUCUCACUAAGCUGCCUUCUCAGAACAGUUUAACUUUCAUUCCUCUGUAAGAGCUGGAGCCAUGCCCCACCACACUUGGGAUAUAUGCCUUCAAACUGUACCUACUAGAUCUGGGAGUUGAAGCAGUUCUUCUGGCUCAAUCUGGUUCCCCUAAAGCACUGGAGACCAAAGAUCAACCCAAUAGCUCUUUAAUUUAGUACCGAUUUAAUUUAGUACCGUAAUGUUUUGAGAAUAAAGAAAUCAAACACUU